AUGCGUCUCGUUCAGCAGGAAGGGCGCAGGAUCGCCCGUUUCUUGCAACGGCGCGAUUCUAGCGCUAGCGCUCAAUCUUCCGUACCUUCACCUGUUAUCCCUGAAGGCUCUGAGGCCCUUCCCCCGACAACGACACCUGUGGCCACUUCGAAUAGCUUUCCUGCUUCAAGUCAAGCCAUUGCCAUCGCACUUUCAGUUCUUGGGUUUAUCAUCCUUGGCAUUGCGUUCUGGCGUAUACGAGUGUGGAGAAGAAAAUCCACCAAGGACGCUGUCAGCGUUACUGACGAGGGAGAUGUAGAACGCCAGAAAGACCAAUGGCUCGCACCAUCUACAACCACUCCCCUGACUCUUGACACCGUCGCGGCACCCGCUGGUGUCGGUUGGGCACCUCAAUUUCGCUCGAUUAGCGGUCCUCAGCCCGUAAGAGACGACGCUAUAGUGUCCAAGCCACCCCCUCCCAAGCGCCCGCGUUCUCCGCCGCCAUCUCUCGUCUUCAAACCAUCUCAAGAUCCCUUUGCUGACCCCCGACCUAAAUCCGCUCCUCCAAAGUCACCUGGGAUUCGUGAUGCAGAACGCGCCAUCAGCGUUUCGUCUCCGUCAUCACCUCAGCCAUAUGCUCUUUCCGUGAGCGGAUACCAGGUUAGAGGUCUUUGGACAAAAGAGAAGGGAAUACGAGAUUCAGAAGUUUGA
Molecule: messenger RNA, 690 nt
Organism: Suillus paluster
Lineage: Eukaryota; Fungi; Basidiomycota; Agaricomycetes; Boletales; Suillaceae
Exons: 2
Coding region: 1-690 (229 amino acids)
Source: RefSeq, a predicted model, not a curated record